AUGCGUGCAGUCAUAGGGGUUGCCCUGAAUAACCUCGCCGUCUUGGCUGCAGCCAGCUAUGCUCACAGCAAAUUUGAUUGGGCGAGUAUCAGCCCUUCUAAAGAUCUCAUCUAUCAUGACUGCUUUGAUGGCUUUAAAUGCGCCCGUCUAAUCGCCCCAUUGGAUUAUAAGAAUGAUAGCGACUUGCGAACUGUCGCUAUUGCCAUGAUCAAGUUACCAGCCGUCGUAUCAGACGAUGAUAGGGCAUUUGCAGGCUCCGUCACUAACCUGGGCGGCCCUGGAGGAGCAGGCUUUGGUUUUAUACUAAGGGCCGGGAAAGGUUUACGAGAUGUCCUCGACAAGCCCGGCCUUCGCCACUACGAAAUCGUUUCAUUUGACCCUCGUGGUAUUGAGCUGCGAGGCCGGGGACCUCUCGACUGCCGUGGAGGCACCAACGUGCCUUACAUCCUUGCGAUCCAAAAGGCUAUCGAUCUUCUAUGCCAGCACGUAGAAGCGAAUGGUAUCAACGGCGGCCAGAUUAUGGCUUACAUGGGUACACCUAAUGUUGCCCACGACAUGGUUCACAUGGUGGACAAGAUUGCAGAACUCCGGGUCCGCGAUGCCAUUUAUCGAAAGAGCGGCGGCGAUAAUGUAGAAGACUAUGUAGAACUAAAACGGGAAAUAAACGAAGGAGACGACGAUAUUCCUCGAUUGCAGUAUAUCGGCUACUCCUACGGCACAGUCUUCGGAAUCUACUUUGCGUCCUUGUUUCCAGGUCGUGUUGGAAGGAUUGCUCUCGACGGCGUGGUCGAUGUUAAUGAUUACUCUUCAAGACCUGGCUGGAUGACCAACCUUGUAGAUACAGAUGAAAUUGCCGACCGAUUUUUCAGCGGAUGCCAUGAAGUUGGCCGCAAGAUCUGCGCCCUCUCCCGCAAUGGCGACAAGUCAGACGCCUCAAUUAAAAGUCACUUCUCCUCGUGGCUAUCAAAGCUAGAUGAAGAACUAAUCUCCACAAUCGGUCGUUCUGGUGAGAUAAUUGUUAUUAGGAGCCAGGAUAUUCGCGAGAUGCUGGGCGCGGCGCUCUACAGGCCUCGCAGCUCCUUUAUAAUCCUUGCCACAGCACUCGACGGUGCUAUGGGUGGAGAUACUGCCGCCAUUGUAAAGAUUCUGUUUCAACGCCACAUUCCUCAUCUAAAUGACGUCUGCGCUAUCAACGACACUGGUCCAGACUCGGAAACUUACCUGCAAGAAGGUACUGCCAGCGUGCUCUGCGCUGAUGGGGAUAGUGUAUCGGACUAUGAUAUUGCAUGGUGGAAGCAAACUUCCGGCCUAAUUGGAUUUUUAAAGGACCAUUCACAACUCCUCCAGUUAUACAUUCCGCCUCCGGAAAUCCUAUUUCUGGUCACCCCUGCCGCCCCCAUCCUGUUCAUAUCAAACCGCCUCGAUCCCGUAACUCCCCUCAACGCCGCGCGUGCUAUGGCCUCCAAACACCCUGGAGCGGGCCUUAUAAUCACGGAGGGGCUUGGACACGGUACUAUGGGCACCAGUGAUAGUGUAUGUCUGCACAGUUAUGUGGCCGAUUAUUUUGACAGUGGCGUUGUGCCGGCCGGUGAGGCUACGUGUAUACCGGAUUGCGGUCCUUGGGAUAUAGACUGUAAGACUUUUGGGGUCGAAAUUAUGCCUGAUAAUAGCCGUGGCUAUGGUAGAGGCCCUUUAGCAUUUUAA
Trichoderma breve is the source of this 1704-nucleotide messenger RNA. Its product is annotated as TAP-like protein domain-containing protein. The record is from RefSeq and is a predicted model, not a curated record. The transcript is spliced from 4 exons. The coding region runs from base 1 to 1704 and encodes 567 amino acids. NCBI's taxonomy places the organism in Eukaryota, Fungi, Ascomycota, Sordariomycetes, Hypocreales, Hypocreaceae.